ACAUAAAAUCUCUUUUUUCUUGCUUACGUACAUAAGAACUAAACCACACAAUCUUUUUCUUGAAGACCCUUCCAUAUACGUAGUAACAUUACAUGCCAUACAACAUCAUUUGUACAACGUGUACCUUAAAUCCCCCACUCAAUACACUCAUCUCCUUGCACUUCGUGUCUUUUAAAUAUUAGUUCUAGCUCUUCUUCCAGAUAAACAACUAAACAUUCCUUUUUUUUCUUUUGUUUGAGUAUGGAUCAAGAAAACCAAUUGAUCCACAACACCUCAACAUGGAAGACAAGAAAACCCACCUGCCAUAUUCAAGCUUCAUUGUCCCUUCAACAAAAUGAUCACAGGCUCAAGUGCAACUCUUCAAAUAAAACAAGCAGUGAUGAGGAUGAUGAGGGCGAAGAGAAAGAGAAUAAUGAGAAUGGUACUAGGGUUGAGGAAAUUACGGGGCGUGAGAGGUUGAAGAGGCAUAGAGAAGAGGUGAAGGGAGAGGUUAAGGUACCAGAAAACUGGGAGAAGGAACCGAAGCUGAAGGAAUGGGUUGAUUACACAACGUUUAAUGCAUUAAUAUCUGUUCCUCAUGCAUUGAUUGUUACUGCUCGUGAUGCGCUUAUUGCUGAUACUUGGAUCAAAUGGAUACCUCUAUCUCAUUUCAACUUUGUGAGGAAUACCCCAUCGUUAGACUUUGAAUCUAAGGUUGUGGUCUUGUGAGGACAAUUUUUGUUGAAUAGGUUCUCCUUUAGAAAGAAUAUAUUCAAGUAUAAGGUUAUUGUUGGCUCGGAUGAUCUUUAUGUGUGUUGUGGAGGGAUUGUCUUGAGCCUUCCUCUCAUUUGUUUACUACUUGUAGCUAAGCUUCUACAGUGUGGAAUAGGAUAACUAAGUGGUUAGGUUUUCUGAUAGUCAUUUUUUUGGGAGCUUAGGAUUUUGUUUGAGUUUUUAAUAUCUUUAGGCUCUAAGGUUAAAAGUAGGUGAGAUUUUGUUAUGAUUUGGCAUGUUGCUUAGACUAUUUGAUCAACAUGUAAUGAUAAGUUGUUUAUUGGUUCAUCAAUAAUAAAUGUGAAAGAGUGGGAAGAGAAGGGUAUUGUUUUGACUUGAAUGUGGUUUUUUAAUAGGUUUUCAUUAAACUCAAACUCCUUUUUUGAUUGGCUUCAGAAUUCUAUCAUGUUUCUAGACCAAUAAUAUGUCAAGAAUUCAGAUCUGCUUCAA
Messenger RNA from Lathyrus oleraceus (garden pea), 1203 nucleotides. Its product is annotated as protein BIC2. The record is from RefSeq and is a predicted model, not a curated record. The transcript has 2 exons. Gene Ontology annotation, biological process: blue light signaling pathway. Lineage: Eukaryota; Viridiplantae; Streptophyta; Magnoliopsida; Fabales; Fabaceae. Bases 241 to 708 code for a protein of 155 amino acids.